AUGAACAGGCCAGCGCCGCGUCCUCUCGGGAACCGAGCGAAGCUGCAGAUCUCAACUCCCCCAUCUUCCCAAGUCUCGGUCGAGGAAGAAUCCAUCGCCAGCUCUUUCGACGUGGGUUAUGAUAGCGAUGCAAAUCCUAAUACUCUCAAGCGCUCACUUGAGGACUGUUUAGACAACAUUCAGACUACGGGCACCUUUGCUACGUCUGGGCUGUUGCCAGAUGCUACAUCACCAGGCUUAAAAAUUCACAAUGUAGACUCGGUUGGAGCCCCCCUUGCAAGAAACCCAAAGCGAAAGCCAUUGAAAAUGUAUGCCACCAAGCACCAUUUGGGCAAGGUCGGUCCGAUCUCCUUUCGAAGUGGCCUACUACUCAUGCUCGCUGAAUGUCGGAGCGCGGCAGAACGAGGGAGGUCCGAAACUGAUACGUCAGCAAGCCCUGUGCAGUGUCUCAUGAACGCAGGCGACCCAGCCAUUUUGCUCGUCCAGCUUGACAGACGAGAUCUUGGUGUCGAGGUACUGAAGGUGAUCCGAAAGUGGGAGGCUGAAGCUGGUACGGUUCAUAUUGUCGCCUUCGAAACCUUCUUCCUUCCUCAUCUUGGAGCUCUGACCGCAACUGGACCGUGGACCUCAGAACGGGUGACUCGAUAUGGGAAGCUCUUCCGUACAACGCUCACACUGUGCGCAAUGCGCUUCGUGCAGAUCGAACGACAGGCCGUAGUCCAUGAGGUUUCCAGUCAGCCGCGGCAGAAGGCAACAUCUGCAUCAGAGUUUAGCAUGCACAAUAACCAAGCAUGUGACCGAUCAACGGGGCGUAGAAACUCUCGUGGUGACAAAGCCCAGCACACCUUCGCUGGCAAAGCAUGA
Molecule: messenger RNA, 864 nt
Organism: Letharia columbiana
Lineage: Eukaryota; Fungi; Ascomycota; Lecanoromycetes; Lecanorales; Parmeliaceae
Exons: 4
Coding region: 1-864 (287 amino acids)
Source: RefSeq, a predicted model, not a curated record